GGAAAAUCUUCGCAUGUCCUCGCGAUCCUCGACGCUAGGGCAGCGUACGAUUGCUUGCAAAACAAGUGCGCGGUCGAACGACACUUGCAAAACAAGUACGCAGUCGAGCGAUACGUAGCGGGGAGCGAGCGAUACGUAGCGGGGCAGCCCAGGCAGCUGGACAAGAGGCAGCUCCCGGCUGCUGGAGGAUACCCGCGUGUGCUGCCGCGUGCAGCACAG
Messenger RNA from Pelagomonas calceolata, 219 nucleotides. The record is from the annotation of a GenBank genome assembly. Lineage: Eukaryota; Pelagophyceae; Pelagomonadales; Pelagomonadaceae.